AUGCUGAGAGCCUUCAUUGGCCUUGCUGGCCUUAUCGGCUAUGCGACCGCUCAAAGCGACUCUGUCAAAGUCAAGUGGAUCGAUGAUACACCAAAAUACCUCGCUGGUGUGACCUUCGGUUUACCUUGGCCUCGUGGGCAGCACCUUGCGAACACUACAACCUUCACAGUAUCCGGAGACGCGGAACUUCAGUCGUGGGUCACGGCCUACUGGCCAGAUGGAACACUAAAGUGGACCGGGCACGCUCUGGGAGCCAGUGAUUCUCCUGCCGACCAGUACACAAUCACGGCUUCUGGUGCAGGCAAUUCUUCUACUUCAAGCUUCAAGCGUCAAAGCAACGGCAUCGAAGUUAGCGACUCCGGCGAGGAGAUUAUUGUUAACGCCGGCAAGGUCUCAGCAACCUUUCCUAAAUCAGGCAACGUUCUAGUAUCCACCAUUGAGGCCGGUGGAAAGAAAGUUGGUGGCAACGGUCAUCUAGUUUUACGCUCUCAAACAGGUACUCCCGAUGAUGACGAAGGUGGCAAGCCGACCGGUAUUGAAUACUUCAGCUUUACCAGCAAGAUAUCAAACGUUACCGUAACGGAGGACAACACCGUUCGUACCUUAGUAACAGUUCACGGUAUCCAUACUAUCAAUGGAGAUGGUGCCCAUGACGACUGGAUCCCCUUCAUUGUCCGCUUCUACCUCUACGCCAACUCGGAAGCGAUUCGCGUCAUUCACACCAUCAUCUAUGAUGGAGAUAUGUACAAAGACUUCCUCUCGGGUAUCGGUAUCCGCUUCGAUGUUCCCCUUGCUGAGGAGGAAUUUUAUGAUCGCCAUAUCCGAAUCGCAGGCGUUGAUGGCGGAAUCCUCCACGAAGCCGUCAAGGGCGUCACUGGUCUGCGUCGAGACCCAGGUGUCGACGUUCGAUCGGGACAGUUCAAUGGUACUGUCCUGCCGCCCAACUCCACCUGGGAUCAAAGAGUGACUACUCGUCUACAGUGGAUCCCGACAUGGAGCGACUACCGCCUGACACAACUCUCACCUGAUGGCUUCAAUCUUAAGAAACGCACAAAGGCUGGCCAAAGCUGGGUUAAGAUCCCAGGAGGUACACGUUCAGGUGGCGUGGCCUACCUUGGAGGUGCUACGGUUGGCGGUCUUGCUGUCGGUCUUCGUGAUUUCUGGAAAAAGUAUCCUACUAGUCUGGACAUCUCUAAUGCCGCGACCGAUACAGGAUCGAUCACCAUGUGGCUAUACAGCCCCCAGGCUGGGCCUAUGGAUAUCCGUCCAUACCACGAUGGACUUGGACAAGAUACUUACAAGAAACAACUGGAUGCUCUGGAUAUUACCUACGAGGAUUGGGAAGGGGGCUACGAUACUCCCUACGGCCUUGGCCGGACCAACGAGCUUUACAUUUACGCGUUUGACACCACACCAUCCGCUGACCACCUUGCAACACUCACUAACUUUACCAACAACCCACCCGUUCUCAUUGCUGAGCCAGAGUACAUGCGUGACACCAAAGCAAUCGGGUCGUACUGGGACGUGCCCGGUGCUGUUGACUCCGCCCAAGCGCAGACCAUCGAGUCAAACAUGGAUUUCCUCAUCAAAUUCUACGAAGACCAAAUUGAGCAGCGUCGCUGGUACGGCUUCUGGGACCAUGGAGAUAUCAUGCACACAUACGAUAACGACCGCCAUCAAUGGAGGUACGAUAUCGGUGGUUACGCUUGGGAUAACUCGGAGCUGUCUCCUGAUCUCUUCUUUUGGGACUUUUUCCUCCGUACCGGCCGUGCGGAUGCUUACAAGAUUGCUCACGACCAAGUGCGCCAUGGAGGCGAAGUUGACUCGUAUCACCUGGGCAACUUCACUGGGCUCGGUACCCGACAUGGUGUCCAACACUGGAGUGAUAGCGCCAAACAGGCUAGGAUAUCAACCCCGGUUUACCGCAAGACGUUCUACUACAUCUCUGGUGGUGAUGAACGGACUGGCGACCUGGUACGCGAGGUCAUUGAUGCUGACAAAGCCUUCCUUCGCGUAGAUGCGAGACGCAAGGUGCGAGCGCCUGGUAUUAUUUACAACCCCGACCCGGAAGCCCUGUUCCUCAACUUUGGAACUGAUUGGGCUGGUAUUGCACAAGCAUACCUUAUCGAGUGGGAGCGCCGUGGACCACGAUGGGAAGAAUCUCGCAAAAAGCUUGUUGAGUCUAUUGUGACAUAUCCUAAGCUCAAGAAUGGAUUUGCCACUGGUGAAGCGUUUUACAACAGUCUUACCGGAGCGUGGGCACCGCCGCCCACUGACCCGAACAACACCGGCAACGUUACUGUUUCGCAUCUGUCUGGUGUGUUCGGCGUUCUGGAGACUAUCGACCAGCUUAUGGACCACUUCGGUGAGGAGCAAAAGAAUGUCACUCAGCCUUUCUUCGAGGCAUUCUUGGACUAUUGCUACUACUAUGGUGCUGGGAAAGCUGAACAGAGGGCUCGUUAUGGCAAGGACUUCGGCAACCUCAGUCUGAUGCAGGGUCACUCGCGCUUCACUGCCUACGUGGCCAACCACCGCAACAAUGCGACACUGGUCCCAAGAGUGUGGUCAGAGUUCUUGGGCGAUGGUAGCAAGGAUGGCCUUGCGCCGGGUGCUCCAUGGGCAAGGGUAAGGAUUGACGGAAGUGACGCACUUAUCCCUGUCGAUGAGGCGACAUGGGUUAGCACAAAUGCGGCAGCGUUGUAUGGUGUCGCAGGGAUUGAAACCUUGGCUCUCGUUGGUCCGCCGGAUGUCAACACUAUUGGCGGUGGUAAUGCUACUGCAAGAAGGUCUGUAUAG
This is a messenger RNA of Alternaria atra, 2796 nucleotides long. RefSeq lists its product as uncharacterized. Lineage: Eukaryota; Fungi; Ascomycota; Dothideomycetes; Pleosporales; Pleosporaceae. The record is from RefSeq and is a predicted model, not a curated record. Bases 1 to 2796 code for a protein of 931 amino acids. The transcript has a single exon.